Mya arenaria is the source of this 2694-nucleotide messenger RNA. RefSeq names its product fibroin heavy chain-like. Bases 1 to 2694 code for a protein of 897 amino acids. The transcript has a single exon. The record is from RefSeq and is a predicted model, not a curated record. NCBI's taxonomy places the organism in Eukaryota, Metazoa, Mollusca, Bivalvia, Myida, Myidae.
AUGUCUAGUGGUGCGGGUCAUAUUGGCACCACUCGAGCGAGGAUGUCAAGUGGUGCGGGUCAUAUUGGCACCACUCGAGCGAGGCUGUCUAGUGGUGCGGGUCAUAUUGGCACCACUCGAGCGAGGAUGUCAAGUGGUGCGGGUCAUAUUGGCACAACUCGAGCGAGGCUGUGUAGUGGUGCGGGUCAUAUUGGCACCACUCGAGCGAGGCUGUGUAGUGGUGCAGGUCAUAUUGGCACCACUCGAGCGAGGCUGUGUAGUGGUGCGGGUCAUAUUGGCACCACUCGAGCGAGGCUGUCUAGUGGUGCAGGUCAUAUUGGCACCACUCGAGCGAGGCUGUGUAGUGGUGCGGGUCAUAUUGGCACCACUCGAGCGAGGCUGUGUAGUGGUGCGGGUCAUAUUGGCACCACUCGAGCGAGGCAGUGUAGUGGUGCGGGUCAUAUUGGCACCACUCGAGCGAGGCUGUCAAGUGGUGCGGGUCAUAUUGGCACCACUCGAGCGAGGCUGUCAAGUGGUGCGGGUCAUAUUGGCACCACUCGAGCGAGGCUGUCUAGUGGUGCGGGUCAUAUUGACACCACUCGAGCGAGGCUGUGUAGUGGUGCAGGUCAUAUUGGCACCACUCGAGCGAGGCUGUGUAGUGGUGCGGGUCAUAUUGGCACCACUCGAGCGAGGCUGUGUAGUGGUGCGGGUCAUAUUGGCACCACUCGAGCGAGGCUGUCUAGUGGUGCGGGUCAUAAUGGCACCACUCGAACGAGGCUGUCAAGUGGUGCGGGUCAUAUUGUUACCACUCGAGCGAGGCUGUGUAGUGGUGCGGGUCAUAUUGGCACCACUCGAGCGAGGCUGUGUAGUGGUGCGGGUCAUAUUGGCACCACUCGAGCGAGGCGGUCUAGUGGUGCGGGUCAUAUUGGCACCACUCGAACAAGGCUGUCAAGUGGUGCAGGUCAUAUUGGCACCACUCGAGAGAGGCAGUGUAGUGGUGCAGUUUAUAUAAGCACCACUCGAGCGAGGCAGUCUAGUGGUGCGGGUCAUAUUGGCAACACUCGAACGAGGCUGUCAAGUGGUGCGGGUCAUAUUGGUACCACUCGAGCGAGGCUGUCUAGGGAUGCAGGUCAUAUUGGCACCACUCGAGCGAGGCUGUCUAGGGAUGCAUGUCAUAUUGGCACCACUCGAGCGAGGCCGUCUAGUGAUGCAGGUCAUAUUGGCACUACUCGAGCGAGGCUGUGUAGUGGUGCGGGUCAUAUUGGCACCACUCGAGCGAGGCUGUCAAGUGGUGCGGGUCAUAUUGGCACCACUAGAGCGAGGCUGUGUAGUGGUGCGGGUCAUAAUGGCACCACUCGAACGAGGCUGUCAAGUGGUGCGGGUCAUAUUGGUACCACUCGAGCGAGGCUGUUUAGUGGUGCGGGUCAUAUUGGCAUCACUCGAGCGAGGCCGUCUAGUGGUGCGGGUCAUAUUGGCAACACUCGAGCGAGGCCGUCUAGUGAUGCAGGUCAUAUUGGCACCACACGAGCGAGGCUGUGUAGUGGUGCGGGUCAUAGUGGCACUACUCGAACGAGGAUGUCAAGUGGUGCGGGUCAUAUUGGUACCACUCAAGCGAGGCUGUCUAGUGGUGCAGGUCAUAUUGGUACCACUCGAGCGAGGCUUUCAAGUGGUGCAGGUCAUAUUGGCACAACUCGAGCGAGGCUGUCUAGUGGUGCAGGUCAUAUUGGUACCACUCGAGCGAGGCUGUCUAGUGGUGCAGGUCAUAUUGGCACCACUCGAGCGAGGCUGUCUAGUGGUGCGGGUCAUAUUGGCAACACUCGAGCGAGGCUGUCUAGUGGUGCGGGUCAUAUUGGCAACACUCGAGCGAGGUUGUGUAGUGGUGCGGGUCAUAUUGGAACAACUCGAGCGAGGCUGUCUAGUGGUGCAGGUCAUAUUGGCACCACUCGAGCGAGGCUGUCUAGUGGUGCAGGUCAUAUUGGCACCACUCGAGCGAGGCUGUGUAGUGGUGCGGGUCAUAUUGGCAACACUCGAGCGAGGCUGUCUAGUGGUGCAGGUCAUAUUGGCACCACUCGAGCGAGGCUGUGUAGUGGUGCGGGUCAUAUUGACACCACUCGAGCGAGGCUGUCUAAUGAUGCGGGUCAUAUUGGCACCACUCAAAUGAGGCUGUCAAGUGGUGCGGGUCAUAUUGGCACCACUCGAGCGAGGCUGUCUAGUGGUGCAGGUCAUAUUGGCACCACUCGAGCGAGGCUGUCUAGUGGUGCAGGUCAUAUUGGAACCACUCGAGCGAGGCUGUCUAGUGGUGCAGGUCAUAUUGGCACCACUCGAGCGAGGCUGUCUAGUGGUGCAGGUCAUAUUGGCACCACUCGAGCGAGGCUGUUUAGUGGUGCGGGUCAUAUUGGCAUCACUCGAGCGAGGCCGUCUAGUGGUGCGGGUCAUAUUGGCAACACUCGAGCGAGGCCGUCUAGUGGUGCAGGUCAUAUUGGCAACACUCGAGCGAGGCUGUGUAGUGGUGCAGGUCAUAUUGGCACCAGUCGAGCGAGGCUGUUUAGUGGUUUAGUGGUGCGGGUCAUAUCGCCACCACUCAAGCGUGUCUGUCUAGUGGUGCGGGUCAUAUUGGCACCACUCGAGCGAGGCUGUCUAGAGGUGCAGGUCAUAUUGGCACCACUCGAGCGAGGCUGUCUAGUGGUGCAGGUCAUAUCGGCACCACUCGAGUAA